GCGCAGCGCCCAAUCGAGAGCAGCGCUGAGCAGAUCGAGCUAUAGGGCUUUGGAGCGCUUCGCUUUGCACAGUCGAGUGAACUGGUGAGGAACGAAACAGUACACUACAGUAGAAAAAUAGUGGGGGAGACGAGAGUAAACAACCACCUUAGACGCACACAACCAUACCCUUAUACGGCAGCCGAUAUAUUAUCUUUGAGUCGCCUGCAGCGCAGAAAGAGCACUCGUAUUUUGAGAAGAAUUUGGCUACAUACCGCGCAGGAGGAUCAAAUCAAGCAAAGGAGCAGCCGUGAGAGAAGCACGAGAUACGGAGACAUGGCUGUGACAACCUGUACACGAUUCACGGACGAAUUUCAGCUAUAUGAAGAGCUGGGAAAGGGAGCCUUUUCAGUGGUGCGCAGAUGUGUCAAGCUGUGUACUGGACAGGAAUAUGCCGCCAAAAUAAUCAACACCAAAAAGCUAUCUGCAAGAGAUCACCAGAAGCUAGAGAGAGAGGCCCGUAUUUGUCGCCUGCUCAAGCACUCCAACAUAGUACCAUGGCGACGGAAGGCUCAGGUUCCUGGGUCUGGCCUCGUUCGUCUUCAUGACAGUAUAUCAGAGGAAGGCUUCCACUAUCUCCUAUUUGACUUGGUGACUGGAGGGGAGCUGUUCGAGGACAUCGUAGCCAGAGAGUACUACAGUGAGGCUGAUGCCAGUCACUGUAUCACUCAGAUUCUAGACAGUGUUCAUCACAUUCACCAACAUGACAUAGUGCACAGGGACCUGAAGCCAGAGAACCUGCUCCUGGCCAGCAAAUGCAAGAAUGCUGCCGUCAAGCUGGCUGACUUUGGCCUGGCCAUCGAGGUACAGGGGGAUCAGCAAGCCUGGUUUGGAUUUGCUGGCACACCGGGAUACCUGUCCCCUGAGGUUCUGAGAAAGGAGGCAUAUGGCAAACCUGUGGACAUCUGGGCCUGCGGGGUGAUUCUGUAUAUCCUGCUGGUGGGCUACCCUCCCUUCUGGGACGAGGACCAGCACAAACUGUACCAACAAAUAAAAGCAGGGGCAUACGAUUUUCCCUCCCCAGAGUGGGACACAGUCACUCCAGAGGCUAAGAACCUGAUUAACCAGAUGUUGACCAUUAACCCUGCCAAGAGGAUCACCGCCCAGGAGGCCCUCAAACACCCAUGGGUCUGCCAACGUUCUACAGUGGCAUCCAUGAUGCACAGGCAGGAGACCGUGGAGUGCCUGAAGAAAUUCAAUGCCAGGAGGAAACUCAAGGGGGCCGUGCUCACGGCUAUGCUGGUUUCACGGAACUUCUCUGUCGGCUGUCGCUCCACCGCUCCAAUCAGUAUCACUGCCGCUGCGGCAGCUGCAUCCGCGGCAGCGGGCUCCACCACUGGGCUGGUGGAACAAGCAGCCAAAAGUUUGCUCAACAAGAAGGCAGAUGUCAAGGAACGUAGGUCCAGCUCCGCUGCGCGGCACAUGCCCCAGACACCACAGACAAACAGCACCAAAAACAGCAUAGUCACCAGCCCUAAAGGAAACGUCCCUACUCCUGUUCUGGAGCCUCAGACCACUGUUAUCCAUAAUCCAGUGGAUGGGACUAAGGAAUCAUCUGACAGCAGCAACACGGUGGAGGACGAAGAUGUCAAAGGGAAGAGUAUAGACAGUUCAGUAAAGACCGCGUCCCAGCCUGACACCUUUGCCCCACAGCCCCAGGUCUCCUCGCCCGCUGUGUACUCCACCAAGCUGUCAGACCUGUUUGGCGUUGUACGCAAGGCAUCAGGGCCCAUGUCUGACGGGGAAGGGGCCACCAGCACACCUCCACCCCCUCCAGCCAACCCCUCUGUCGCCGCCUCCCCACCCAUGGCUCACACCCCCAUGCAGCUGUCCCGUCUUUCAGACCUAGUGAGCAAUGUUCGCCGGUCGCCUGCCCCAGCCCCUCUCCCCGCCAAACCUGCGCCCCCCGAGGUAGAGGUGGCACCAGCCCCCAGGCCCACCCACCCCUCAUCACACCCCACCUCCCCUCCCUCCAUGUCCCCCUCCAGCCUCUCCCUCACCUCUCAGACACGCAAACAAGAGAUCAUCAAGAUCACUGAACAGCUGAUUGAGGCUGUCAACAAUGGAGACUUCGAGGCAUACGCUAAGAUCUGUGAUCCUGGCCUGACCUCCUUUGAACCUGAGGCCCUGGGCAACCUGGUGGAAGGAAUGGACUUCCACAGAUUCUACUUUGAGAACCUCCUGUCUAAGAACAGUAAGCCUAUCCACACCACAAUCCUGAAUCCCCACGUCCACCUGAUUGGAGAGGACGCUGCCUGCAUCGCCUACAUCCGCCUCACCCAAUUCGUUGAUGGCCAGGGCCAUCCACGCUCCAGCCAAUCAGAGGAGACUAGGGUAUGGCACCGCCGGGAGUCCAAGUGGCAGAAUGUUCACUUCCACUGCUCGGGUGCGCCUGCCGCGCCACUCCAGUGAGGAGUAGAAUGCCAUAGCCACAUCUAACAAGAGUGCUCUGCUGGAGAGGGAUAGAGGGAGAGCAAGUCCAGUGUCGGGUGGCUCUGAGUCCGCAGCGCCAGAUACCUAGCAUGCAUCUCUUCUUUACGACCACCUAUCGCCACCCGCCACUGUAUCCACUGACAACCAUCUCAACAACCAACCAACCAUCCGACAACAAUCUAUUGUUUUUUUCCAACAACAACCCCCUUCUCCCCCUCAAGCCCAAACUUUGGACAAUUCACGUUUUGCCCCUUUUCUCCAACCCCAACCCCUCCAACCCAACCACUGCCACACCUAUGGCCAAUAUUGGGCUGUGGGUAGGGAGUGUUUCGAGGGGUAUGAUGGGGGGGUGUUGGGGUGUUUUCUUGGCCUCAUUGUGCAUUUUGAUUCUUCGUCUUAUGUCACACGAUGUUCCCUCUUCUUCGUCUUGUGAAUCUUCACUUGUGUUGCGUAACACUACACAGGAAAUAUAGUAUGUAAAGUUUUAAGUAAAAUCUAUUAUUAUUAUGAUUAUUACUAUUACACAAUUGAAAUUGUAUAUGUAAUUUGUAUAAUUCAAAUGAUUGAUGCCAGUGGUUUCUAGAGUUGAAGGAAAUCUUUUGUUUUCUCUAUCUUUUUAAGGAAGCAUGUUGUUUUUCAGUAUUCACAGUGGCUGUUUUCUAUUGUGGCUUUUAAGUGACAAAAUGGUAUUGGUAGUUUUUGUAUAAGCUUCUUGUAUUUAAUCUAUUCUAUUAUACUAGACCAAAGCUCAUGUUUAAGAAAAAUAACUUUUGGGAGAAGGGGGGGUGUUAGACGUGGUGUGGAGGAAGCGAGUGUGUGAAUGUUAGAAAUGUGUGUGUGUUUCUGUGUGUGUGUGUGUGUGUGUGUGUAUGUGUGUGUGGAACCAAGUACAUGGGAGUAUUAGUCCAUAGGUGGCCGGUUUUAUCAACUGGUUUGAAUUUUCAGCUUUGUAAUGUGAAUAGCUGGAAAUGGGGUUGGCUUGGUUUGGUGUCUUCCGUCGUCCGGUCACAAUCAACUGUACGAAACGAGAUUCAACAGUAACAGAGGCUUUUAUUGUAUUUCACACUAAUCAUGUUUUUGCCUUUUUUGUGUUUAUUAUUAUUAACAUAUCUCAGAGGAUAGACCUACCGGUUCUCUCUUACUCUCUGGUGUUGGCCGUUGGUGUGUGGGAAGGCUCUGUGAUCCCCAGUGCUCCCGGUGGUUCGAUUAGACAUUGCAGUACACUGCACUGCACCUCCUGCACUGCACUGCACAAACUGCAAAUGAGGCCUCUAUAGAAUUUUACAGCCGCUAUAGAAAAAGUGAAUAAACAAUACCACAGCAGUAUUAUGCUAUAGUGUCCAUACAUAUCAGCUUCACUACUUAUUAUUCAACAUCUUAAAACAGUUUUGCAGUCUCUUUAAAACAGUACAGUACCUAUAACACCUCUGACAUCUCAUCUUUCUGUACAGGGAUGCUUUUUGAACCUUUGGUGAGCAGAGAUGAAGCCUUACACACUUAAAUCCUUACUGCGUCCCCAAGGUGCAACUGUCCUUUCUCUCACACGUCAACCAAGCCAGUUGCACUCUGAACCUAUAUAAAAUCUGGAAACUACUGAGGUCCUGCGUUGCAUAGAGCCGUGCCUAGGGCUCCAUGCCUGUUUAAUAUGUUUAGUGGGGUUUAAUGGAGAGCUAACAGGGCAGGCUGUUGGAUUGGAGAGAUGUGGGCCUGUGCAGUCUGCGGGUAGCAGGUGUUUUAGUGGUGAGGUCAAGUAAAUGUGUGGGUGUUUACUUUGCGUACACCUUGUCCCUCUGUCCUGUGGUCUCUAGUUGUUGCUGCUCAUUUCAGAGUGGAAGAAUGUGACUGAGGGCUCAGGGUAUCCAGAAGACUGUGUGUAUAAGGGAAUAGCUCCUGUGUUGGUUUUCCACUUGAUGGAGAUUUUAGAGGAGAGGAGAGAGGCUUUAUUUCAGCAGUCCUAUCAGUCCUCUACCUUCAGUCCACAACUUACUUUUGUUAUGAUUUUUAUGUAUAUUACAUUUUCACAUUUGUAAUAUCAUCUUUCAUCAUCAUUCAUUGACUUGUGUUACUAUUGCAUGUUAUUGACUAGUGUUACUACUCAUUGUGUUUUUUUGCCAGUGUGAGAUGGACAGAUGUAUUUACAUGUUUUAGGAAGAGAUGGCUUCACACACCCAUGUAUAUGUAUAUGAAGAAAAAUCAGCUCUGGAGUGUUAGGUAAUGUUGCAGGCCGACUAUAUCACAGUCGUUGCAUUUCAUCAACAAAUGGUUUGCGUGUCACAUCGUGGACUGUGCAGUCGGGUAUCCGGUUACUAUAAUAUAUUAUAGGAUGGGGUUAUCUGAUAUGUUAAAUACCUAUCCAGACGUUGUGAGAUCUGUCAGGUGUCUGCAACAUAUAGUCAGCCAGGAAGUUGAUCGAAGUUUCACAUUUUGGAUCUAAGUGAGUGGUUUUUUGCCAUUCUACCACCACAGUUGUUAUGCCUGCCUGUGAUUGGCUGCCUUUGGAAGUGUCUCAUUAUUAUUGGCCUGACAAUUUUGACCAUCUCAAUGAAUAGUGAGGUGGUCAGCCGGUUGGUUAGUCCUCAGGUUAAUAUUUAUUUUAUUAUUUAUUUAUUUAUUUUAUUGGUCAGUUAUGUGCUUUUUCUUCAAUGUUUUAUUUUGUUUUUCCCUCGAUAUACAGCUCACGUAAAUGUUAAAUUACUCUCUUGUGGCAUUGUGAUUUGGGGCGGCAGGUAGCCUAGUGGUUAGAGGUGGGUUGAAUCCCCGAGCUGACAAGUCAUUCUGCCCCUGAACAAGGCAGUUAACCCACUGUUCCCCGGUUGGCCGUCAUUGUAAAUAAGAAUUUGUUCUUAAUUAACUGACUUGCCUAAAUAAAGGUUGCAUUUUUUUUAAAUGUAGAGGUCCUCUUCUAAUGUCCCUAGAAGUGUUCCUGGGUGAUUGAGCCAACCAAACAUGUGAACCGACCUCUUCCUCCUCUCCAAACAAAUAAGAAAUAGCAGCAUGUACAAAGCAGCAUGUAUUAGCUAUUAACUAGCAUCUUAGCUGGCAUUUCUUUGCAUGAUAGUCAACAGGACACUAGAUUUGGUGUUAACCCUGAUUUGUCUUCUAAUUUUUCAUUUUCUACUGAACGCUGGUGUACUAAACCUUUCUCAAUCUAUUUUCUGAGCUUUUUAAGUGCAUAAAACUAUUUUUGUCUCGAGACGACAUAACGAAGAUAGACGAGAGGCUGCCUUUGAUAUUGAUGAUUAUGACAAGGAGGAUGAUGAUGAUGAACAUGUAAUGAUGAUUCUAUAGCAUGCUUUUAUAUGGAGCUCAGUGUUGUCAAUCCAGAGUGGUUUACUUCUAUACAUACAGCAGAGAGAGGAUCACCUCAAACCAUAAGCAUUUCCAGUGACUCCUGCUCAACUGAACUUGCAUGUGGGACUUGGGGGGGGGAAAUCCUAACUUCCACUUAAGUACAUUUUUUAACAUAUUAUUGCAUUUGAUGUCACUGGUACUGUAGACUAAGUGGACAUUUUACUUACAGGAAAUGCAUAAUCUCAAACGGCAACAAUCAAAUAUAGUAGAACACGGAGUAGGCCUAGAUAGGCUCAAAGAUGCCCUCUGGUGGUUAGAAUGAGCAUUAAAGUCAUGCACUGCGACGUACUGAUUCCUAGCCACAGCAUACUGCACAAUAUACACACUGGACUAUGUUGAGUUAAUUUUGGAAACGUUUUAAACAAUAGGAAUACAAAGUGCAUCCAUCCAGUGACUAGACCACCUGUACUGAAAACACUGAGCUAGUAUCUCCGUAGUAUUUAUUUAACUCUUCCUAGUCCCUCUGUUUAAAAACUUUAUUCAAUAAUUUCUCUGCAGUUGGGUCUUAGUUUUGUUUUUGUCAGUUUGGGUUUCUUCUGUAGAAUACAUUUAUCCUAUAUUUCUCUGAUUCUUCUGAUUAUUGUGCUACCCCAAUGUGCUACAUGUGUUUCUCAAACUUAAGGAAAUGUGUUAAGGUGUUAUCAAUAAAAUGACAAUUUAAAUAAAAAUAAGUUAAUGAUCAUCUUAAUGAUCAGA
Oncorhynchus keta (chum salmon) is the source of this 6519-nucleotide messenger RNA. It is a transcript of the gene camk2b1, whose product is annotated as calcium/calmodulin-dependent protein kinase (CaM kinase) II beta 1. Gene Ontology annotation, cellular component: neuron projection; cytoplasm. Bases 316 to 2451 code for a protein of 711 amino acids. The transcript is spliced from 26 exons. Gene Ontology annotation, molecular function: ATP binding; calcium/calmodulin-dependent protein kinase activity; calmodulin binding. The record is from RefSeq and is a predicted model, not a curated record. NCBI's taxonomy places the organism in Eukaryota, Metazoa, Chordata, Actinopteri, Salmoniformes, Salmonidae. Gene Ontology annotation, biological process: protein phosphorylation.